GAGCUCUGGUGAAUAGGUGUGAGGAGUGGGCGGAGUCUGCACUUCAGAGAGGCGGGUUUGAAUUCUUGUGUAAAUGCGAUGCUCUCCGCAGGCUCAUUAUAGCAGAGCCGUUCAGACAGACCACAAGCAUUCCUGCUCCCGAUCUCACAGUCGAUCCCGGACACAAGGAAAGGGGGAAGGGGAAGGUGUGUGGGAGAAGGGGAGGAGGAAGAAGGACACAGCCUCCCGUCUCAAGCUGUUUCAGUUCCCGCUCGCUCACGUGGGAGUCGGUAUGUUUUGGUGUUUGAGGAGGAAUGUAGACGGCACUGCAGGAUACAUGAGGUUUUAGAGAGGACGCAUGUCAGCGGGACACACGAUCGCCUUCUGGGAAACAAGAGUUUGUAAGUGACCUAUAAUGCAGUGAAGAGAGUAUGGUGUUAGGAGCUGAUCUGUAUGCAGAGUGAAAUCCGUCAUGACUGUGAAGUCAUUGCAACACCGCAGAUUUUGAGUCAUGGGUAAUGCAGAGAGUCACAGCGGUGGCCAUGGCUAUUAUGGAGACGGUCAGCGGCAACUGUCUCGAAAACACAUGUCCCGCUCGCUCCGUCUGUCCAGCAAACAGACGUACUGCACCCGCAGGACGCCAUCCGGAAAACCAGAACACCGCAACUCAGAGACCAGCACCCGCUCCAGCAGCACUCCCAGCAUCCCUCAGUCCCUCGCCGACCAUGGCCUGGAGCCCUUCAAUGACUCUGACCUGCUGCCCGACUUCAGCAGCCCCAUCUGGGUGGAUCGCGUGGCAAUGAAUCUUCGGCCCAUGUCCUUCCACAACCAGCCGCCCCAUUCGCCAGCUGUCAAACCUCCAGAGGAAAAUGCACAAGUCCAACACACACGGAGCCCUACUACGCGAGACGCUUCACAGGAUGGCUUCAAGAAGAAACGCUCCAAAUCUGCGGACAUGUGGCGGGAGGAUUCGCUGGAGGUGUCUCUGUCUGACCUGAGCCAGGAGCACAUGACCAGCACAGAGGAGAUGGCAGACACGCCGGACACACACUCCGCUCAGGACCGUGCCAAUUCUUUAGAUGAGCUGUACGGGACGAAGCCAUCGCACGGACGAUACGCCAGAUGGCACAAAGGUGGCGCCGGCGAUGAGGAGAAGAUGAUGAUGUCCCCCUGUGAGGAUGAUGGAGCCGCUUAUGGAGCUUUUACUCUGCCCUGCCGGCGCUCACACUGCCUGUCUGAGGGACCCACCAAUCAGCAGGGGGUUAUGCAAGGGAGGCGGGCACAAACCAUACAGGACGUGACGGCGGCUGACGGCAGUGAUUAUGAGGACAGUGGUAUUGACGGAGUGACAGUGGCUGACAGCGAGCUCUCUCAGCAUCAGAGCCGCCGCUAUAAGACCAUGUCUGUGUCUUUCUCCGCUUACUCCACGCCAGCAGGGGGUGCCUUCACCGGCAGCGACAGCGGCAGCAGCAGUGGAGCCGCAGCCACAAACACAGACAACACACAGGGCGUCUAUGAGAACUUCCGUCAGGAGCUGGAGCAGAGUGUGUGUCCCGCUGAAGCUCCAGAGGACAGGAGUUGUGCGUUCAGCGAUGAGCAGAGCAGUGUGACUCUGAGCUCAGCGUAUCACACACACACCGAUCCUCUGCUGAGUGUCAGCGCUGUGCAGGGAACGGUGCGCAAAGCCGGACGCCUCGCUGUUAAGAACUUCCUGGUGCACAAGAAGAACAAGAAGGUGGAGCUCGCACCCCGACGCAAGUGGAAGAGCUACUGGGUUUCACUUAAAGGAUGCACUCUGUUUUUCUACGAGACGGAUGGCCGCUCGGGCAUUGAUCAUAACAGCGUCCCGAAACACGCCGUGUGGGCAGAGAACAGCAUUGUCCAGGCCGUCCCAGAACACCCCAAAAAAGAUUUUGUUUUCUGCCUGAGCAACUCCCUCGGAGACUCCUUCCUCUUUCAGACGUGCAGUCAGACCGAGCUUGAAAACUGGAUCACAGGGAUUCACUCGGCCUGCGCUGCGGCCGUCGCUCGACAGCAUCAUCGGGAAGACACCGUGCGUCUGCUGCGCGCCGAGAUCCGAAAGCUGGAGCAGAAGAUCGACAUGGACGAGAAGAUGAAGAAAAUGGGGGACAUGCAGCUCUCUGCUGUCACCGAUGCCAAGAAGAGGAAGACCAUACUGGAGCAGAUCUUCCUAUGGGAGCAGAAUUUAGAGCAGUUCCACAUGGAUUUGUUCCGUUUCCGCUGUUACCUGUCCAGCCUGCAGGGCGGCGAGCUUCCCAACCCCAAACGCCUGCUGGCCUUCGCCUCCCGCCCCACCAAACUGGCCAUGGGGCGACUUGGCAUCUUUUCGGUUUCAUCCUUUCAUGCACUGGUGGCAGCUCGCACUGAGAGCGGCGUGAGGCGGCGGACGCAGGCCAUGUCACGCUCAACCAGCAAACGCAAGAGUCGCUUCUCCUCACUAUGGGGUCUGGACACCCACUCCAAGAGAAAGAGUAAAGGUCAUCCCAGUAUUGACCAGGUCUUUGCAGAAGGAGAUGAUCCAGUUAAAAGUCCUCUAGAAGGCAUGUUUGAGGGUUCUUCCAGUGAAACAAUGAAAGACACCAAGACUCCAGUCAAAGGUCUGCCAAGACCGAAUACAGAUCACGACAUCUGGUCCCGGGACCACCUCACUCCAUCAUGGGUGCUGCUGCCAAACGACCAGCCUGUGUUAGCCAUCAUCCAGCCCGGAGAGUCAGCCCUCGACAUGCUGGAGACCAUCUGCAAGGCUCACCAACUGGACGCCACUAAACACUACGUGCGCCUUAAGUUCCUCAUUGAGAACCAAGUGCAGUUCUACAUCCCCAAACCAGAGGAGGAUAUUUACGAUCUGCUGUAUAAGGAAAUCGAGCUGUGCUGUAAGAUCAGGAAGGUGAUCCAAUUUGAUCGGGAUGAAUCCUGCAUGAUCGGCUAUGGUUUCUCCAUCUCUGUGGUGGAGGAGGACGGCGUUCAGCAGCUCUACAUCACUGACGUGAGAGCUGGAGGAUUAGCCUUCGCUAAAGGCCUGAAUGCAGGAGAUGAGAUUCUCCAGCUGAACGGGAAGGACUCGCGGACUCUGACCUUCGCUGACAUGAAGGUGGCGUUCGCUCAGGUCUCUUUGUCGCUCACAGUCAAUACACUCCCCCCUGUGGAGCGCCGGCAGCUCUGCUAUCUGCCGCCCAGGCGUUCCGACGCUGUGGACAAUCUCUACACGGACAUCUUCUCUCAGAGCCAAGAGGAGAUCCUUGACGAUGGCGUGGGUCUGAUUGUGGAGACUUCAGGAGACAGUUUAGAUGACGACUCGGAGCUCUUCGCCGAGUUUGAUGACUACGGAAAGAGUACGGAGCAGGUGGCAGCGUUCUGCCGCAGUCUGCACGAGAUGAAUCCCUCCUCCUCUGAAUCCGUCUCUUCUUCAUCCGUCCCGGAGUCUUCAUCACUUCCUCCCAGUACCGCCACUCCACGCCAGCUCUCCGAUGCCGACAAACUCCGCAAAGUCAUCUGCGAACUGGUGGAGACGGAGCGCACAUACGUCAAAGAUCUGAACUGUCUGAUUGGCCGAUAUUUGACGCCGCUGCAGAAAGAGUCUUUCCUCACUCAGGAUGAGCUGGACGUGCUGUUCGGAAACCUCCCAGAGAUGUUGGAGUUCCAAGUGGAGUUUCUGAAGACUCUGGAAGACGGAACCAGACUGGUGCCUGACCUGGAGAAACUGGAGCGGGUGGAGGAGUUCAAGAAGAUCCUGUUUUCUCUGGGCGGCUCAUUCCUGUAUUACGCCGACCGCUUCAAGAUCUACAGCGCCUUCUGUGCCAGCCACACCAAAGUGCCCAAAGUGCUGGUCAAAGCGAAGACAGACGCAGCCUUCAAGGCCUUUCUGGAUGAACGUAACCCCAAACAGCAGCAUUCGUCCACGCUGGAGUCAUACCUGAUCAAGCCCAUCCAGAGAGUGCUGAAAUACCCUCUGCUGCUGAGAGAACUACACUCGCUCACUGACCCUGACAGCGAAGAGCACUACCACCUCAACGUUGCAAUGAAAGCCAUGAACACAGUGGCCAGCCACAUCAAUGAGAUGCAGAAGAUCCACGAGGAGUUUGGAGCUGUGUUUGACCUCCUCAUCUCUGAGCAGACUGGAGAAAAGAAAGAGGUUGCUGACUUGUCUAUGGGAGAUUUACUCCUCCACAGCAGCGUGACAUGGAUCAACCCGUCCUCCUCUCUAGGAAAGUGCAAGAAAGAGCCACAGCUGGCCACAUUCGUGUUUAAGACUGCAGUGGUGUUCGUCUGUAAAGAUUACUCCAAGCAGAAGAAGAAAAUGGGCGGUUCUCAUAGAGCCUCAGUCUCAGGGGAAGAGAAAGAUCCGUUCCGCUUCCGCCACAUGAUCCCCACUGAUGCGCUCCAGGUGCGCACGCUGUCCAACACAGAUGGAGAGAGCGCAGCAGUGUGUGAGAUCGUCCAUAUCAAGUCUGAAUCAGAGGGAAGACCAGAGCGAGUGUUUCAGCUCUGCUGCAGCUCUCCAGAGAGUAAGAAGGACUUCUUGAAGACGGUUCACUCCAUCCUGAGAGAUAAACAGCGGCGUCAGCUCUUGAAGACAGAAAGUCUUCCUCUCAGCCAGCAGUACGUUCCCUUUGGAGGAAAACGCCUGUGUGCUCUUAAAGGAGCCCGACCGGCCAUGAACAGAGCAGUGUCUGCCCCUUCUCGGACCCUGGGCCGUAGGAAACUGGUGCGCAACCGCUUCACCAUCGAUACUGACAUCGUUUUCGACACCGAGCCGGACAGCGACUCGCCAGACUCCCAGCAUGCUCAGCAAACCAUUGGCGUUCCCGCUGGCGACACCGACCGCUGGGUGGAGGAACAGUUUGACCUUCAGCGCUACGAGGAGCAGGAGCAGGACGUGAAGGAAACCGACAUCCUGAGUGAUGAUGAGGACUUCUGUCCAUCCGCCAUGAGCCCGUCCACAGAACCGCUGCUCUCCACACUCUCACUGGAGGGAGACACGGCCGAGGAGGAAGAGGAAGCGGAGGAGGAGGACAGCAGGAAGGACUGCAAAUCCCAGCAUGCAAAGCUGUCCGAUGUGGGGAAGCAGUGCGCCAUGUCUGUGGCCAGCGUUGACGAGCAAGCGACAUCUGAUGAUGUUGUCUGGGUGCGACGGGACAGCGGUGCAGAGAACGAGACACAGGACGAAAGCCAGAGCUGAAAGGCAUCAGGAGAGGAUUAAAGCUGAGCCGAUGCAUGAUGACACGGUUCUCUGCACCAAUAUUCCCGAAUGUUAGACAUUCCUAUAUGAACAGCUGUAAGAUAACACGCUUAUCCACCAUAGACACUUAAAGAAACACUCCACUUUUAUUUUUUCUUUGAAAAAUGGAUUUUUUAAAAUCCAUUCAGCCAAUCUCUGGGACUAAAUGGGACCACUUUUAGCUUAGCUUAGCAUACAUCAUUGAUUCGGAUUAGACCGUUAGCAUCUUUCCCAAAAACUUCACAAAAAAAGUUUUCAUAAUUUUCCUUUUUUAGUUAUAUUUUGUAUUAAAAGUCUUUCUAAGCUGAUGUGUCUAGGGCGGCACGGUGGCUCAGUGGUUAGCACUGUUGCCUCACAGCAAGAAGUCAACUGGUUCGAGCCCCGGCUUAGCCGGUUGGAGUUUCUGUAUGGAGCUUGCAUGUUCUCCUCUUGUUGGCGUGGGUUUCCUCUGGGUGCUCCGGUUUCCCCCACUGUACAAACCAAUGCGUAAAACAUGUGCUAGAUAAGUUGGUGGUUCAUUCCGCUGUGGUGACCCCAGAUUAAUAUGAAACUAAGCCAAAGUAAAAGGAAUGAUGUGUCUAGGAACUAUAAUCUCAUUUUGGCGUAAUGAUCAUGAGUAUUUGCUGCUGUACCAUGGCUUCAGUAGGUGUAAUGAUAUUGAGCAGUGCCCAAAAAUAGUCCUCAGCUAAUAAAAAAUAUUAGAUGUGCGUAAUACCAUGGUACAGCAGCAAAUAUCCUUGAUUAUUACACCAAAAUGUGAGUGUAGUUCCAAGCCACAUCGAUCUAGAAAAUAGCAACAUUCAAUUUCCUGUAUGUUUUAGUACACAAUAGAAUCUCAUUUUUUUUCAGAGAGAUGCUAAUGGUCUAAUCCGAUUCCAUGAUUUAUGCUAAGCUAAGCUAAAAGUGCUCCCGUCAGACCUGGAGAUCAGUUAAAUGGAUUCAAAAAGGGUGAUAUUCAACUGUCUAGCUCUAAAAUGAUCCUAUAUCCAAAAGAAGAGGAGUGUUCCUUUAAACGCAUUAGAUGUGCGCUGUGGCCAAUCAGAAACCGGUGGUACAAUCAAUAGAGUUAGUUGCACAUUCCUAGAUGGCACUCACUAACAUCAUCAUCGUUGGUUAUUUACAAAAUAAGGGCUGGGAUUUAUUUAUUAUGUCGCUCAGAUGUAAGAAGAACAACAGCCUGAUGAAAUAUCUUACUUUUUUUCCAGUUUUGUACAGAAACGCUGUAAACACCGUUUUGUUUUGUUUUUUAGUUUUGAAUUGUGUAUAUAUUUGCGUUUAUUUCUUUACUGGUUUCUCCGAAAUGUACAUACUGCGCAAUAUUCUGACCUGAUGAUUACACGCAAGUUGGAUAUUCAUUGAAUAUUAGGAUGUGUGCAUCUCAGAUCAAAAUAAUGCUCAACUGGAUUUGAUUCUUAUAAUUACUCCGAGCCGACGACUUGUUUUUUACAGCUCAUUUUAGGUCGCUACGUCCUGUUUUACUUGAAUUUUGUUGAUAAAUGCAAUAUGAUUUUUUGCUGA
Danio rerio (zebrafish) is the source of this 6736-nucleotide messenger RNA. NCBI's taxonomy places the organism in Eukaryota, Metazoa, Chordata, Actinopteri, Cypriniformes, Danionidae. The record is from RefSeq and is a predicted model, not a curated record.